This is a messenger RNA of Prunus armeniaca (apricot), 906 nucleotides long. Lineage: Eukaryota; Viridiplantae; Streptophyta; Magnoliopsida; Rosales; Rosaceae. The record is from the annotation of a GenBank genome assembly.
AUGCAUAUUGAGAAGAAUGUUUGCGAUAGUAUCAUUGGUACAUUGCUGGAGAUCCCUGGAAAAAAUAAAGAUAGGAUUGUUGCUCGUUUAGAUUUAUUGAACAUGGGGAGUCAAAACUCAUUUGCAACCCGAGUAUGGACAAAGAUGUACUUGCUUGCCUCCAAGGCCUUGGAAUUUGUCAAGAGCAGAGAAGAGAGUGAUUCAAGACUUCUUGGACUUAAAUCUCAUGAUUGUCAUACCUUGAUGCAACAAUUGCUCCUUGUGACGGUAGAUGUUUCCAAGCUAGACAAGUUGGAAGAAGAUGUAGCAAACCGUACUCCUCCGGAAGGUUGCAUUGUUGAGUGGUAUAUAGCUGAAGAAGCUGUAGAGUUUUGCACCGAGCAUUUAUCUGAUGUUAGUACAGUUGGAGUGCCUUCAAGCCAGAAGAUGGGAGUUUCGAAGCUAUUAUCAGGUUGCAUAGUAAGCUUAGUUGAUCGGGACUUGUUGAACCAAGCACAUUUAUAUGUCUUGGAGAAUACAAAGGAAGUCCUACCUUAUAUCGAAGAACAUAUGAUCCACAUCAAGACCACUUAUCCAAAAUUUAGAAAGAGAACAAAGUGGCUACAAGAUAAGCAAAAUAACACUUUCAUUCAAUGGCUCCACUUUAAGGUUCAAAGUGAACUUAAUGGGGAAGAGCAUAAUGGCGUAUCAGAAAAUUUGAGGUGGCUAGCAGCUGGUCCAAGCAUGGCAGUGCCAUCAUAUAGGAGCUAUCUUAUUAAUGGUGUUAAAUUUAACACCAAGGCACAAGAUGAUGUGCGAACUGUCCAAAAUAGUGGAGUUUAUUUACUUGCACAUACUAUGCAAGUUACUAGUGCCAAGGAUAAAAACCCUAUUGUCUCCAAUAUGAGUUUUUCUGGUGUUAUUUAA